AUGCCCAAUUCGACAACUCAAGAAUUAAUGACGGACUGGACUCCCAGACUCGGAAGCUUUGGUGGAUCGCUGCGGCGGGACAAAGACAACAUGGACAUAGGCGGUUCUCCUUACCGGACGUCUCCUCAUGGCUCGCCCACACCACAAGGCCAGACAUUAUUCAUCAACACUCCCCACUCGACUUCCCACCUUGCCUAUCCAUCCAUAUCGGGCUCUCCAUUCCCCCAUGUCCCUCAUCAUCGCCAUCUCGCUUCCCCUCUAUCGCAAUCUCAAAGCUACUACCCUUCACCGCAUGGGGGCUUUGAACCCGACCCUGUCCAGUGGCAAGCCCACGGCCGCUCGCCUACAUAUGCUGAAGGUUCUGGGCAACUGCAGUACCUAGGCUAUUACACUGGUGAACAAGGAUUGCUGAGCACAUCUGCAUUGGAGAGGCCUUACUCUGCACACGGAGAAGCCAUCUCUACGAUGUCACAAAGAAAGAGGGGUAAGCAGCCAAUGAGAGGAAGUGGUGGGAUGGGGAGGGCGACACCGAAAAGGGGACGAUCGGAGGAGACCCUGGGGUCCGCAAAGAGAUUGAGAGUAGGCGGUCCUGAACAAGAGCGGUAUAUGUCCCCGGCAGCCUACCCCGGGCCUUCGGGGCACUCAGGGGCCCAAGAUAUGACCCCUAUCAACGAGAUACCAGAGGACCCCGCCAAUGGAGGUGUCCCCAGACCGCAACCAGAAGGUGCAGCGACAGGGGAGCCUGAGCACCGCCCAUUGGUCAUCACCCGUCACGAGACAGAAGGCCGAAAACUCGGUCUUCUAGGUAUCGCCCGAGGCGAGCUCGAAGACUCCAAAACCCCCGAAGAUCCGCCUUUAUCCCCUCGUAUGACAACCAUCGAUGUGCUGGAAACCGACGAAUCAGGCCGUGCGGUACUGGCCACAAGAGAAGUGCUGGAGACAGAGUUGACGUGGUUGGACCCGAACAACCAAAUGACACCGCCAUCUUCCCCAAAGAGGAUGUCGUUCCAGACGCCGGUGGCACCUCGUAAACAAGCACCCCAAGAGGAAGAACAAACGGACGAGGAGAACUCAGAGCCAGCACUGGAGCGGGAGGCGAAUCAGCUGUCCAAACGGCUCCAAGCGUUCACCGAAGCAAUGACACACGAUGAACAGCCCCUCGUCUCUACACGAAUCGAGAUGUUUGGUCGAGUAGCUGUUCGCAAGUCUACAGCUUUCAGCUUCCUCCAACUGAGCUCUUCAGAAGGGUCAGCAGCUAUCGAAGAGUUCAAAGCCGAUGGCAAGGAAGACUGGGAAGUGGAGUCUGACGAGUCGCGAGUAUUUCGGCCCUUCGUCAGGCCUAUGUGGCCCGAUAACGAAGCUCCAUGGGCGCUUGCUGGCGGGAAGAUGAAGGAUAGGAUCAGGAGGGAGGAGGGAGCCAAGGCGCAUACGCUACGGCGGUAUCUAGAGACGUCUAGUGAUGAGAGCGAGGAAGAGGAUGAGCAUCCGCGCUUUUUCCGGGCUGUUCGCCAGACGGGCCACUGGGGAAGGGGCAAGGGUAAAAGUAUCUCAAGGCUGCUUCCCAUGGAGAUGCGCGAGCGGGAGAGACGUAUGGACCGGACAUCAGCCCGAGAUGCGCUGUUGAGCUCUUUACGCUCCCGUCCUGUACCGGUACUCCCAGCUGGGGUAGUAGCCUGCGUCUGUGGCGCGACAGCCCCCAACGAGCUCGGCUCUAUGAUCUCUUGCGCAGCUUGCCGAACAUGGCAUCAUCUCGUCUGCAACGAGUUUGAGGACGUGGCGAAAGUUGGACCGAACUGGUGGUGCCAGAGCUGUACGGCCAAUGCCUCGGGCUUACGAACACCCGUAUCCCAUACGCCUACCAGGAGCUAUUCGUCCAUCGGAGAUCCAAGGAGUUCUGCGGUCAAAUCCGACAUCAACCAUAUCGCGCUGGCGCCUUCGCCAAUGUUUGUCAACUCUGGCAACAUCUCUGCUGCGCGAACUCCUGUCACUAGGAACCCUGGGUCUUCUCCGCAAAGACCAAAGCACUCGAGGGUGUUGUCUUUCGGAGGGGACAUGUGGGCUUUCCAGGAAGACGCUGCGCCAUCUACACCUGUGCCUGUCGUACAUGACCGGUAUUCUACCCCGCGUAUCAGCGACACUCCGUUUGAUGUCACUUCCACCCCUUCCCGUCAUCUCGACUUCAACUUUGGUCAACCGUCCCUCUUCUCGCUCACCCCCCUGGGGGGCAGAUCCAGAAUGCCGUCUACGGUGCUGAUCGAUGGUACGCCCGUCAUGCGGGCGACUCCAAGAAAUACGAGUGGGCACGGGGGUGCACUGGAACCAAUGUCUGUGCCUUCACGAGCGGACUUUUUCCGUGAGCUUAACAAGGGCAAUGGGCCACACUCUGCGGGACCGAGCUUGGGACAUCACCACUCCAACGCUGCUGUUCAUCACAUGGUAGGGUCAGCUUCGGUAGGAACAGGUGAUAGAGAGCUUCCAGCGUCGCCAAGAUGGCCUCAUAGUCUUUUGGGAGCGCAGCUCAGCCCUUCACCAUUCGGAGGCGGCCACAGACGGUCUCUGAGUGGGAACAAGCUGAGCAGUAUGAGAUCAAGCUCGAGGAGUGGGCUGGGGACGGGAUAUGGCGUAGCGGAGGAGAAGGAUGAGUAA
Molecule: messenger RNA, 2646 nt
Organism: Cryptococcus wingfieldii CBS 7118
Lineage: Eukaryota; Fungi; Basidiomycota; Tremellomycetes; Tremellales; Cryptococcaceae
Exons: 2
Coding region: 1-2646 (881 amino acids)
Source: RefSeq, a predicted model, not a curated record